Molecule: messenger RNA, 552 nt
Organism: Opisthorchis viverrini
Lineage: Eukaryota; Metazoa; Platyhelminthes; Trematoda; Opisthorchiida; Opisthorchiidae
Exons: 3
Coding region: 1-552 (183 amino acids)
Source: RefSeq, a predicted model, not a curated record
AUGGACCUGGAGUACGUACACAUCACCGUUCAAAGAUCUGAGAUUGAAGACAAAGUACAAACACUGCGAAUAAACAGAUCCUCAUCAUUCUGUAUGCCCCUUGUAAUUCAAGAGACAGUGGAGGUUUUGGAGAAUUUUACAUACCUCGGUAGUUGUAUUAGCUCUUAUGGAGUCCGACGAAGUUUACACGAUGCGGAUUUCAAUCGUGCUGACGACCUACCACCUGCCCCGUUCAAGGAUGCUGGUACCUUUCUCAACCAGUGCCAGUGUAGCCUAUUCGAGUCUAUCUGGGAGAAAGGGAUCGCCCCGGACAACUGGGGUGAACCCAUUUUCAAAAAGGGUAAUCGCAGUGAAUGUAGUAACCACAGAAGUUGGUUAGAGCGCGAAUUUACUGACCGGAAGGUCCGUGGUUCGAAUCCGAUCUCUGACUCUCGAAUUCCCCUGUUUAGGCUUGGGCAACCUGGCAGUAUCGCAGCCCUCGUGCUUCCCUUGGGUAGCAUGGCAGUUAGGCACCGAAAGGGUGUCACAGUUGAGCGGUACGGUGACACAUGA